GCAAGGCCCCUCUUGGCGCGUCUGACUUCGGUGGCAGGAGGCGCAGUUCCGGUCCUGGCCUCCGGCUUAGUUAUCUUCUUCAAGACGCUUUACUAAAAAAAGAAAUGUGGUUUAUUUAUUUGCUCAGCUGGCUUUCCCUGGUAAUUCAAAUAUCGUUCGUAACCUUGGCAAUCGCUGCUGGCUUAUACUAUCUUGCUGAAUUAAUAGAGGAGUACACUGUCGCAACUAGCCGAAUCAUAAAGUAUAUGAUAUGGUUCUCCACAGCUGUCUUGGUGGGCCUGUACUGUUUUGAAGGCUUUCCUGUCUUAAUGAUCGGCGUGGGACUUUUCACUAACCUUGUUUACUUUGGACUAUUGCGAACAUUCCCUUACAUUCUCCUUACAUCUCCAAAUUUCAUACUUUCUUGUAUAUUAGUUGUAGUCAACCAUUACAUGGCCUUCCAGUAUUUUGCUGAGGAGUAUUAUCCAUUCUCAGAGGUUCUUUCAUAUUUCACAAUUUGCCUGUGGGUGGUCCCUUUCUCUUUCUUUGUAUCCUUGUCCGCUGGUGAGAAUGUUCUUCCAUCCACAGUCCAGCAUGGGGAUGAUGUUGUUUCAAACUACUUCACAAAAGGCAAAAGAGGAAAGCGCUCUGGAAUCUUGGUGGUGUUCUCUUUUUUAAAAGAAGCAGUGUUACCAAGUCGACAGAAAAUGUACUGAAGAGAGGGAGAAAAUGGGAGUACAGUGUCUCCCUGGAAAAGAUUUUGGCAUGAAUGAAGGGGCACAUAUUAGACAGGGGGAGGGAAGAAAUCCACUAAUGCAUUGCAUCAUUUGACCUUUUGUGAAGAGAAUUGCACAGGAAACCCAAAACUGAACUGUGCUUGUUUAUGUUGAUGGAGUUUUGAUUAAUUUUUUAAUUCCAUUGAGGAUUCAGUUGCAAUAAUUUGGAUGUUUGUGCAUUGUUGAGAGUUAAGCGAUAAGAACAACUGGGAGGGACUACGUCUAUAACAGACAGCAGUGGAGCUUCUAAUCCCGGUGGGGAAGGCAACACCGUCCACCACACUGCCUGGAGGAUGGCUACAGUUAAUAGUGGGAUUGACGGCUUUUGUUCCUUUUGUGUUUUUUUUUUUUUGUAUUCGUUAAAAUGAUUGACUGACUAGAGUUCUGCAGGUUAACUGCAUGGAAAAAAAUCUAAUUAUGACUUAAGCUAAAGUCAAAUGUUAUUUCAGUUGAGCAUAAAACUGUUGACCAAUAAAAAGGAAAACGAAUGCG
Molecule: messenger RNA, 1247 nt
Organism: Polypterus senegalus (gray bichir)
Lineage: Eukaryota; Metazoa; Chordata; Cladistia; Polypteriformes; Polypteridae
Gene: tex261
Product: testis expressed 261
Exons: 6
Coding region: 105-695 (196 amino acids)
Biological process (GO): endoplasmic reticulum to Golgi vesicle-mediated transport
Cellular component (GO): endoplasmic reticulum membrane; COPII-coated ER to Golgi transport vesicle; Golgi membrane
Molecular function (GO): COPII receptor activity
Source: RefSeq, a predicted model, not a curated record